Messenger RNA from Vitis riparia (riverbank grape), 627 nucleotides. RefSeq lists its product as uncharacterized. The transcript is spliced from 2 exons. Bases 1 to 627 code for a protein of 208 amino acids. Lineage: Eukaryota; Viridiplantae; Streptophyta; Magnoliopsida; Vitales; Vitaceae. The record is from RefSeq and is a predicted model, not a curated record.
AUGAGGAAAAAGGAGAGCGAGCUGGAGGAGCUAAGGAGACAACUUAAGGAGUUGCUGGACGCAGGGUUCAUCCAACCAUCCAAGGCUCCCUAUGGCGCGUCGGUCUUGUUUCAAAAGAAGCAUGAUGGGUCCCUACAGAUGUGCAUCGACUAUCGGGCACUCAACAAGGUGACAGUAAAGAACAAGUACCCUAUUCCGCUCAUUGUUGACUUGUUCGAUCAACUUGGUAGGGUGAAAUACUUCACGAAGCUAGACUUGAGGUGCCAACAAAGCUUUCAAGAUCUAAAGAAGGUUGUGACUGAGGAGUUGGUGUUGGCACUACCCGACCACACCAAGGGUUUUGAGGUACACACAGACGUCUUAGACUUUGAUGUAGGGGGAGUCCUUAUGCAAGAUAGGUAUCUGAUCGCCUUCGAGGGUUGCAAGCUAAAUGACAUGGAGAGGUACUACACGGUGCAGGAAAAUGAGAUGACCGCCAUCGUCCAUUGCUUGCGCACCUGGAGACACUAUCUUCUAAGGUUUCAUUUUAUAGUGAAGAUCGACAAUGUUGCCACUAGCUACUUCCAAACCCAGAAGAAGCUAAGUCCUAAGCAAGCCCAGGUGGUAAGACCUCCUAACCGAGUUUGA